Molecule: messenger RNA, 2557 nt
Organism: Branchiostoma belcheri (Belcher's lancelet)
Lineage: Eukaryota; Metazoa; Chordata; Leptocardii; Amphioxiformes; Branchiostomatidae
Product: neuronal acetylcholine receptor subunit alpha-4-like
Exons: 7
Coding region: 847-2271 (474 amino acids)
Biological process (GO): signal transduction; monoatomic ion transmembrane transport; nervous system process
Cellular component (GO): postsynaptic membrane; synapse; neuron projection
Molecular function (GO): acetylcholine-gated monoatomic cation-selective channel activity; transmembrane signaling receptor activity
Source: RefSeq, a predicted model, not a curated record
CGCACUAGUUCCGCUGAACAUUCACGGGCCGGAAACAUCAUCCAAAAGCCGCGGCAACCCCUGUUCUUCCGGGCUUAACUAGGAACGCGCACGUAUGGAGGAGUAAGGCGGGCCAUAUUGUCAUAAAUGCCUCGGAGGGUUUUUAAUUUUCUGCUGACAUUUGUGGGCUAGUUUGGGUGCAGAGUGCGCCUCAUUCAUCACCGCCCCGGAAGAUGAAAUAGCGCGGCGGCACCCAUUGGCCGACACCGCCCGACCACCUGACCGAUUCCUGGCGUGUCAGGAUCGCGCCGUGAGUUUUCACAUGACUUACCCCAGAGCAGGCCCUCAGGACCUGGGAUAGCAGGGCAGACUGCAUCAGUAUGUAGCUCACACCCACCACCACCAAACACUCUAGCAGAGUACCUCUCACCUACGCACUGCAACGUCACUCUCAGUCAGUGCAACAGGAUCGUUGCACGUUCCCGCGGAUUUCCCGCCAACUCGUUUGAUUGCUAGAUUCGCAGACGACAGUUGACGACGGCUGACGAGAUCGUCCCGCGGCGAGCCGAUAUCGUCUGCCUUCGAGCCAGCGUCUUGCUUGCCGCAGGCCACAUGAAGAAUUUAGACCGUGUGGCAACAACAAAAGAGGGAAGCACGCCGCAAUUUUCACGGACUGUCCGAAAUAUUGAGCAUUGCCGGUGGCGUAUUGGGGAAUGACGUCGGCGGCCAUCUGUUAAAGAUGAUGAGGGCCGCUGUGCGCCAUUGUGCCGCGCAUAGAUAGCAUUUCAUACCCAUAUCUGCUGUCAAAUUACCCCCGCUGCUUUCACGGAUCAAGUGCAUUUGGCGUCGGGACAGGGGAACGGCAGGAUGCUUCUCUACGUGCUGUUGGUGAUUGGGCUCUUCGUCAGCGGCGCCCUUGGACUUGAGGCCAGAGAACAGCUGUACCGAGACCUGUUCCUCAAGUACAACAAGGUGCCGCGUCCGGUCAAGAACGUUACGGACAAGGUCACCAUCAAGUUCGGCAUCGCCAUAUCACAGCUCAUAGAUGUGGAUGAAAAGAACCAAGUUUUGACUACCAGCGUCUGGCUUAGACAGGAAUGGUUUGAUUACAAGUUAAACUGGAAUCCAGAGGAUUAUGGGAAUUUGACGUACAUCCGGGUACCUUCAACGGAGAUAUGGGUCCCGGAUGUUGUCCUCUACAACAAUGCUGAUGGUAAGUUCGAGGUGACGUCAUACACUCGUGCCCAGGUUUUCUAUGACGGCACGGUGCGCUGGGUCCCGCCUGCCAUCUACAAGAGCUACUGUUACAUCGACGUACGCUUCUUCCCGUUUGAUCAACAGAACUGCUCGAUGAAGUUCGGCACGUGGACCUAUGACUACACUCUGGUGGACAUGAUUCCCUGGGGGGACCGGAAGGUGAACAGAGACGACUUCCGGGAGACAGGCGAGUGGGUCAUCAUAGACGCCCCUGUCUACCGUCACGUCGAGAACUACGAGUGCUGCCCGCCCUACGUGGACGUCACAGCCUAUCUAGUCAUACAGCGCCUCCCGCUCUUCUUCACCAUCAACCUUAUCGUCCCCUGCGUUCUGUUUUCCUUCAUUUCCCUCUUUGUCUUUUACCUGCCGUCACGAGGUCAAAAGAUCACGCUAAGCAUCUCGGUCUUGCUCUCCAUCUCUGUGUUCUUAUUGGUCAUCUUUAACACAAUACCGUCCACGUCAUUUGCCAUCCCCUUGAUUGGCAAGUACCUGCUCUUCACGGCGACUCUCGUGACUUUGUCUAUUGUGGCCACUGUGUUUGUGUUAAAUGUGUACCACCGCUCGGGCAGCACUCACCAGAUGCCCCCCUGGGUGCGGAUGAUUUUCCUGCAGAAGCUGCCCACGAUGCUGUGCAUGCGGCGGCCCAGGAGUAAGGGGAAGGACUCGGACAUCAACGGGUCUCAGCUGGAGCUGGAGGAGAACAAGAUUGCCACGGCCAUCAAGUACGUCAAGCUGAGGCGUCUGCGGAUGGCAGGCAGGCGGGCGGAGGAGAAGGAGGAGGAAUACGCCGGGUACAACACCAAGACUGUGGAGGCACCAGAAGAGGCCAGACCGGCGCUUGAGGGGUUGGAGUACGUGGCGAGCUUUCUGAAACGUCAGGAUAAAUGUGAUGCGCUGGAAGAGGACUGGAAGUAUGUGGCGAUGAUCAUAGACCGGAUCUUCCUGUGGAUGUUCGUCUCGGCCUGCCUGGUGGGAACCUGCAGCAUCUUCAUAGAACCUUGGAUGCAGGACGACAUCCACGGAGCUGACAACUGACGUAGAACCCCGUCACAAUUAUGUCGUACGACAAGUUUACAACAACAGAAUGAAAAGCUUCGUUAGUCUGUCGUGGAUUUGUCGUGCAGACUAAUAUCUCUUCCCUAUGAUAUCUAACGUACACGUGUGUAACAUCUGAUCAAUGCACGGACGUUUUCACACAAAAAUAUUAAUCCAUUGAGCCAUAUGCAUAUGGCUAGAAUGCAUGUAUGGAAAAUAACCAUGGCCGAGAAAUACUGCAUGGGCACGUCAUUUUAUCUGUGAAAGCUCUGUGAUAGUGGCUAAG